This is a messenger RNA of Macrobrachium nipponense, 3246 nucleotides long. RefSeq lists its product as uncharacterized. Bases 436 to 1230 code for a protein of 264 amino acids. The transcript is spliced from 4 exons. NCBI's taxonomy places the organism in Eukaryota, Metazoa, Arthropoda, Malacostraca, Decapoda, Palaemonidae. The record is from RefSeq and is a predicted model, not a curated record.
ACCUGGUGUUGGGAAGAUUCUACGGCCACCCGUCCUUCGCUUUGUGGUUUUUCAAGUUGUUUCAUAGACCGGAAAUCAACAGAUCCUUUACAUGAAACGUUUGUGAAAGUUUUACGGUAUAAUGACAUUCGAAAACCAUGUUUUUAUAAAUGUUAAAAUCAUGUGAUUCGCUCUGCAAACUUGUGUGUUGAGUAAUCGUAAACAAGACGCUGUUGGAAAGGCGUGUCUGUUUGAUGUUGGCAACGACCUUUGUUUUUCGACUAACUGGCAACCGCGCAACAGUUGCUACUUGGUGGUGAACCGAAUAUUUCAGCUUAUUUCCUUUCAUUCCUUUGCAUUUUACAGGGAUUAGAGAUAGAAAAAACUUGUAAAUGAACAGCAGGAAAUGUUUUGAGAAUUGUUUUACCUGAACCGAGUGUAAAUUUCAGUGUUAAAAUGCAGGGUGCGUACCAACAGGCUCCCACGACCGUAGUCGUGGUACAGCAGCCUAAUACAUGGUACAGGGGACCCAAUUAUUUGAGAUCUGGAGUGCGGGUUUGCGGCUUCGCCUUGAGCCUGCCCUUGAUAAUAUGCCUGGGAUUCUCCGGAGCCAUGUUCUUCUUCAUUGGAGCAACAACCAUCAGUAUGGGCAAGAGCCACAGCAGUCUGUUCGAUAUCGAUGAUGAUGACGAUGACGUCAAUCCCACAGUUGUUGUUGGGACAAUAAUGAUUAUAAUCGGAGUGGUAUGCACUGCUGGCUGCAUAGGCCUAGCCUGUUACUCGAAGAAGCAGUACCAGAAACUGAACCACGGUUUAAACGACCCGGGUCGAGUCAUCAACAGGAACCCUUCUCCAGUGCCUCCUCAGCAGGGGGCAAUGAACCCUGGCCAACCUGGCGUUUUCUUACCUUCUUCGGCGGGCGUCUAUGGCCCUCAGCCAAUGGCGGGAUAUCCCGCAGGAUACGCGCCCGCUGCAGGUGGUCCGAUGGUCUACCCACCUCCUGGAACACAGGCUUACGUUUACCCUCCUCCGACAUCCGCUCCUUACGGGACAGGUCCUCCGACAUCAGCUCCCUAUGUGGCAGGUCCUCAGUACCAGCAAGCAACUGUUGAAAAGGCCGCCCCGCCUCCUUACUCUCCCGUUGAUCCAGGGGCGCUGGCUACUGGGUCGAGUCCUGCCCCGUCUCUCCCUUGCGCUCCUGAGUAUAAUGCACCCCCUCCUUAUGCCCCAGAUUAUAAGGCCCCUCUCUAAAAGUGAGGAGGCUUCCUUCAGUUGUCUUAUUUACUAAUAUUUCCAUGAGGAGGCUUCAUUUGUGUCCUAUCAAUUAUUAACUAGAAUCAUGUUAAUAGUUGGUAUAAAUGUUAGGUUAGUAAGUACAUUAUUCCAAAAAGACCAUUUAUACUACACUUGACUUUCUUCAAAGACGAUUUUGGAUGGGCAUUUAGUCUAUAUGUAAUAGAUAAUGAUAAACAUUGCAUUAAUGGCAUUGUACAAGAGGGUCACAACAUCACACAUUUUCAGAAAAGAAAACAUAAUUGGUAAUAAUCGUCCACCCCCCCCCCUAGCCAAUUCUCACUCAGCAGCGUUUCAAAUCCAUUUACUUGUAAAAAGUUAUUUUGACGUCUAAACCGAUUUUUGAAAAGUAAUAAACUUUGUGGUUUACUUUUUAAGAGAGGUUAUAAGCUUAUAGUUGACUUUGUAACUGUUAAUUUGCAUUCAGUUCACUUGUGCUUUACGAUGUAUAAUGUCAAAGAUAUCUUAGGUUCAUUAUUUGAAAGACAACUAAAGAUUAUAGUGGAAUGCUAUUCAUUAUUUCAACGAUUCCUCAAGGUGUAUAAUGAAAUGUUAUAGGUAGUAAAAUAUUUAGUCCUUUUUUUCUUUAGUGCAGCUGACAUAAUUUUAAAAUAAGUUACGUUAACACGUGAAUACCACUGGGAUGGAGGAGUUUGAAAGAAAAAUAGACGCUGCUGACAUAUGUUCAUCAUAGUAUAUGAACUCAUAAAAUAGGUCCAUGACAAACCUUGAAUUCAGAAAAUGAUUUCCUUGAGAAUAUCUGCUGUCGUUGUAUGGCUAUUUGCGUAAGAAAAAAUUGAUGUCAAUUAGUCAUCUCGUGACUAAACUGUUAUGUAGGAGGGAGUACAUACAUAAUAUAGGUAUCUUUCCUUUGGCCUUUCCCUAAAACUAUUCAGUAAUUGUUUCGUAAAGGAUAGUAAAAUGAUCACAGGAGAGAAGUAAAUGAAUAGAGGGAAGUAAAGACGGAUAGGAAACUGUAAGCAGAAGUACUUAAGAGACGUUUACUUAAAUGAUUCGGUGUUAAAUGUUUGUGCUUUGUGAUGACUGAAAGGUUAAAGGGUUGUCAGAUUUUUUUAAUGUAGUUUCCAGAAUAUUUUCAUAUGCCAUCCUGUGAGAUUUUGAGGGUCUAAAAGAAAAAUUUUAAGGAGGGUACUCGUUUUUCACGGCCUUUAACUUUUUUCCUGAUCUUAAGAGCCAUUCAUUUAUUCACUAUGUAAAAUGUUCCAAUAUUAUGACUUGUCUGUUAAUUUCUUUGUAAUCAGUACCAAUGUAACAGUUUCAGGAGAGGAAAUAUAAAGUAACUUGCCCUUAUGUACUAGGUAUUCAUUGGUUCUUGAAUGGUGUGUGUUCAUUUUGGAUUAAGGAGCUGCAUAGACACACUAUCCUCCUUGGAAGGGAAUGAGUCCUCUUCAUCGAUUUUGUUUUUAUUUCUCAAGUUCCAGAAAGAACUUUUUCAAGCUGGCUGAAGAUUGGUCAGAUUUUGUAAGCACAGGUGGUAGUGCAGUUUUCAUAUUCGUACUGAUAGGUUAAAGGAAACCGAUCUGAAUACGUGUGCCAAUGUCUUUGUCACUUUACCUCAUUCCAGGGAUAAUUACAGGUAGAGAAAUCCUCCCAUCGUAUUGUUGACCGGUGAUUUCGUAAAGUGAAUUUAUUGAGGAGUUACGGUUUAAGUGCAGGUUUUGUCCAUUUAAUAUAUAACUGAAUAACUAUGGAAUAGUUUGUGAUAGUUGCUUAAUUGAUAACAGUGAGCCAUUAGAUCGUUGAAUAGCGGGAGUUGAGUAUCCUGGGAAUAUAGUUUUUGAAUGCCUGUUCAUUUUUAAUGUAUUUUUAUUAUGCAAAGUAAUAUUCUUAUAAGAGAAAACGUUAACUCACCCUCGAUAUAACAUCGUUGUUUUCUAAUUUGGUUGUGUGGUUUUUUAUUUUGCAAUGCUGUUAUAUGAUGCUACUUAUUCCCUCAAUAAAUCAAUGACACAA